UCAACCAUAGCCUACUUCCUAAAUCAAUGAGGGGCCCCGCCUGUCCCUCUCCGUCCAGGGAGACGGGAGGAGUUCCUGAAUGGGAAGGACGCGAGGAUCUUCCACUGUAGGGAUCCCCAAGCUGAGAGGGGCCCAGUACACCAACCCCUGACCCCCUCCACCUUUGGAGGCUUCACCCCGGAUGCCUGGGGGAGGGGGCCCAGGAAGGGGAAGUGGCCGCUUCUGCUUCUGAUAUUUGUGAUGGGGGCAGGGUGUCACGACCGCUGAUGGAGAGGGCAACACGGGCUACCCCCGGCUCCGGAGAACAGGAAGAGGUACAGCGAUAUUUUCCGGAGCCUGGACAACCUUGAGAUCUCACUGGGGAACGUGACCCUUGAGAUGCUGGCUGCAGACCCGGUACUUUCAGCAGGAGACCCAGAAACUGACAAGACCCCCACAGCCACCUUGACCAAUGAAACCAGCAGUUGGAGUGGCCCUUCCCCAGAAGAUCCUGCACCCCUUACAGGGGAGGAACUGGACUUGCGGCUCAUUCGGACUAAGGGGGGCGUGGAUGCAGCCCUGGAGUAUGCCAAGACCUGGAGCCGCUAUGCCAAGGAGCUACUGGCCUGGACCGAGAAGAGAGCCAGCCAUGAGCUGGAAUUUGCCAAAACCAUCAUGAAGAUCGCUGAGGCUGGCAAGGUGUCAAUUCACCAACAGAGCCACAUGCCACUGCAAUACAUCUACACCCUGUUUCUGGAGCACGACCUCAGUCUGGGAGCCCUGGCCAUGGAGACAGUGGCCCAGCAGAAAAGAGACUACUAUCAGCCCCUGGCUGCCAAACGGACUGAGAUUGAGAAGUGGCGGAAGGAGUUCAAGGAGCAAUGGAUGAAAGAGCAGAAGAGGAUGAACGAGGCAGUGCAGGCACUACGGCGGGCGCAGCUCCAGUACGCGCAGCGCAGCGAGGACUUGCGCGUGCGCUCCCAGGUGUCCCCCGAAGACCCCGCCCCUCAGGCCUCGCCCGCUCUCAACAAGCAGCAGGAGCGGCGGCGGCGCUCGAGAGAGGAGGCCCAGGCCAAGGCCCAGGAGGCUGAGGCGCUGUACCAGGCCUGUGUCCGUGAGGCCAAUGCAAGGCAGCAGGACCUGGAGGCUGCCAAGCAGCGAAUCGUGUCACACGUGCGCAAGUUGGUGCUGCAAGGGGAUGAAGUGCUGAGGCGGGUGACCCUAGGAUUGUUCCGGCUGCGAGAGGCCCAGGCCGAGCGUGGCCCCCGCGCCUUCGCUGCCUUGGCUGAGUGCUGUGCGCCCUUCGAGCCUGGCCAGCGAUAUCAGGAGUUCGUGCGGACGAUGCAGCCCGACGCGCCACCACCCCCACCACCCGCCUUCUCCUUCCAGGAAUUUUCAUACAGUUCCCCUCUGGACACAAGAAAGAAGCUCUCUGACCCCUCACCUCCAAGGCUGGAUGAGAGUGGAGCUGAUCCAGGCCCUUGGGAGGACACUGGCACAGGCUGGCAAGGAACUCUGGGCAGUGAUGUGGACAGUGUGGGCGGUGGCAGCGAAUCUCGGUCCCUGGACUCUCCCACUUCCAGCCCAGGCUCUGGCACAAGGCGGCUGGUGAAGGUCUCUUCCAUAGGCACAGAAUCUUCGGAUGACUUUGAGGAGCGAGACCCUGACCUGGGAGAUGGGCUGGAGAAUGGACCAGGCACCCCCUUCAAAAAAUGGACACUUUCCAAUGCGGCCCAGACCCACCGGCUGCGGCGGCUGCGGGGCCCAGCCAAGUGCCGAGAGUGCGAGGCUUUCAUGGUCAGCGGAACUGAGUGUGAGGAGUGCUUUCUGACCUGCCACAAGCGCUGCCUGGAGACUCUACUGAUCCUCUGCGGACACAGGCGGCUCCCAGCCCGCACCCCCAUCUUUGGGGUCAACUUCCUGCAACUGCCCAGGGACUUCCCGGAGGAGGUACCCUUUGUGAUCACCAGGUGCACAGCCGAGAUAGAACAGCGCGCCCUGGGUGUGCAGGGCAUUUAUCGAGUCAGCGGGUCCCGGGUCCGAGUGGAACGGCUGUGCCAGGCUUUUGAGAAUGGCCGAGCGUUGGUUGACCUGUCGGGGAACUCACCUCAUGACAUCUCUAGUGUUCUCAAGCGAUUCCUCCAGGAGCUCACUGACCCCGUGGUCCCCUUCCACCUCUACGACGCCUUCAUCUCUCUGGCUAAGACCCUGCAUGCAGACCCUGGGCGCGACCCUGGGACCCCCAGCCCCAGCCCUGAGAUUAUCUGCUCGCUGAAGACCCUCUUGGUGCAGCUGCCUGACUCUAACUACAACACCCUGCGGCACCUGGUGGCCCAUCUGUUCAGGGUAGCUGCACAGUUUGAGGAGAACAAGAUGUCUGCCAACAACCUGGGCAUUGUGUUUGGGCCAACACUGCUGCGGCCACCGGAUGGUCCAGGAGCAGCCUGCGCCGGUCCUGUCACCUGCCUGCUGGACUCUGGGCACCAGGCCCAGCUUAUUGAGUUCCUCAUUGUGCACUAUGAGAAGAUCUUCGGGAUUGACGAGCUCCCCCUGACCACUGAGCCCCUGCCCCGAGACCCCAGCCCACCUCCUGGUGCCCUCCCAACCAACACUCAGCCAUCAUACCCACAACUUGUCCUGGACCCCCUGCCCCUAUCCCUAACCUCAGACCCCAACCCAGCCCCCAUGCCCCUUAGUGCCCUGGAAGAGCAUCCCGAGGCCACGCUCCCAGAGAUUCCAACUUUGCAGUGUGACCAGGGAGAGGAAGUAGCCAAAGACACCAAAGACGAGGGAGGGGAAGUGUCCAGCCAAGGCCUCCAGGACUCACCCCUAGGGACACAGUCCCGUGGCCACUUCAGCCGCCAGCCAGUGAAGUAUCCCCGGGGGGGCGUGCGGCCUGUCACCCACCAGCUGUCGGGCUUGGCCCUGGUGGCUUCCAAAUUGUGCGAGGAGACCCCUGUCACAUCAGUGCCCCAAGGUAGCUUGCGGAGACGAGGACCCAGCCCUGCUGCCACCUCCUGUGAGGGCAGCCCUCUUCGACGUGCCCCGCUACCCAAGCAUUUUGAGAUCACUCAGGAAACAGCCCGGCUACUCUCCAAGCUGCACAGUGAGUCUGUGCCCAAGGCCACCUGCUGCCCAGACCCUCAACCUGAGGAAGCCGAGGACCAUCUCUGACCAUUCCAGCACUUUGACCAAGAAGCCCAAGAUUGAGAAGAUGGACCAGGGAUUCAAUGUUGGGUUGUCUGGAGAGUUCCUAUGGGGAAAGACUACACCGCCUAGGGGAGAACUAAAACCCUUUUGGGGGCAAUGUAUAGGAUUCCCUCACUAGACACAGGUCAGUGUCGAGCAUCAGGGCCACUCAGGUUCAGAGGUCAUUCAGGUUCAAUACUCAGGGUCAAUACAGGUCAUGAGAUCGUUGAGGUCCACUCUAGUCUCUGACCCCUGGGACAGAGGUGCUUUUGGCUAAUUUGAUUGUGGCCACUCCCCCAUCUCUGUGCCUCAUUAGUUGAUCCCGAGUGACCAGCUCUUGCAGAGUGUGGGCAACCCAGACUCCACCCACUCACAGGAAUCCUGGUAGUCCCUGGGGUCCUGUGGCCUUUGAAUAAACUGUGUCCUUUAUA
Messenger RNA from Phacochoerus africanus (Common warthog), 3599 nucleotides. RefSeq names its product GEM interacting protein (gene GMIP). Gene Ontology annotation, cellular component: plasma membrane. Gene Ontology annotation, molecular function: GTPase activator activity. Gene Ontology annotation, biological process: signal transduction; negative regulation of GTPase activity; activation of GTPase activity. Bases 379 to 3153 code for a protein of 924 amino acids. The record is from RefSeq and is a predicted model, not a curated record. The transcript is spliced from 21 exons. NCBI's taxonomy places the organism in Eukaryota, Metazoa, Chordata, Mammalia, Artiodactyla, Suidae.